UCCUUGGUCUGUGUUCUGUGAUUCAGCCGCCACUUUCUUUUCCACAAUCCUUUUUAAUUUCCUUAACUAACCUUUAAAAAUUCCUGAAUUUCUGAAUAUUCUUCUCCCAAUGGAGCAACCAAUCUGCCCUUGUCCUUUUAUCAUGCCAUGUUUUCCAGCUGAAGAGGCAAGGGAAUUGUGUUGCUCAGCAGCUUCACUAGUCAUUUCUAAAUUGUUCCAUGCUAUCUUCAUCUGUAUAUUUUCAGUGGUUGGAGCAACUUUAGGAGCCAUGGUUGGAGCUUUUGUUGGGGCCAAAACCAAGACCGGUUGGCUUCAUGGAGCGACGGUUGGGGCCAUAAGAGGCAGCUUUUUCUCCAUCAAGUUGUUCGAAUUUUCACUCAUAGUUUGCAGCUCCGAUGAUAUGGCAACCAGUUAUUUCUUCCAACCGAUAAACGCAUUUGACUCUGCAUUCAACGGAGUCCCAAGGAGUGGAGGGGUGUCAAAGGAGUCAAUAAGAAACAUUCCAACCAUCAUAAUCACAGAAGAAAACGUAUGGGAUUCAUCCAGGAACCCAAUCUCUUGUUCCAUAUGCCUUCAGGACUUCAUGCAUGGGGAAAUAGUUCAUAGCUUGCCACAUUGUCACCAUAUGUUUCAUAUAUCGUGCAUCAAAAAGUGGCUAGUUGGGCAUAAAUCUUGCCCUUUGUGCAGGAGAAAUGUUUAACGGACAAUUAAAUUCUGCCUUUGUAGAAGGUCUGGACGCGUUUUUCUCGUCAACAACGUAUAUAUUCACGUAGUACAAGCUCGACUAAACGAGAUAUAAUACUAAGACCAAACCUUGCGUGCAUAAACAUUAACACUAGCUUCUAAUUGAAAUGUAAUUUAUUUAUUUAUUUUGUAUGUACUAGGGAAAUCCCUAUUUUUUCCGGCUCGUGUCUUCCCUUUUUAUAUAGUUUACAAAUAGAGGAAGCAUGCAUGCAUUAUAAACUUCGAACCACUUGCUUGGUUUGGGUUCCCAAUCUCAUCAACCAAGUGUUCCCAAUCUCAUCAACCAAGUCAUUCGUAACUAAUUUCCACGUUAAUAAGGGAGACUCUGUCAAUGUUGAUUCAAACGACACUGGAAAGCGCUAACCAGCAGCCAGUGCAAACCCAUGUGGAAAAUUCCAUGUAAAAGGAGCCUCCGCCACAAAGUUGACAAAAAAGAAUAUUUCAAACGACAUUGGAAACUACCAACCAGCAGCCAGUGCCAUGAGGAAAACAUGGUGCUUACUAGACUUUAGACAUUGUCAUAGCCAAAGGAUAUAUAUCCAAAACCUAGGAAUAUUUCAAACGCUUGAAGCUAAAAUGUAACUUAAGUUGCUGCAGUUGGAUGGCAAUCAGUUUGGCUGGAGAAGGAAGGGGAAAAACAACAUAAACAUCACCUUAAUAGAAUGCUAUACACGCUUUCUUGUUACUGUCAAAUGUCAUAUUCAUGGCUUCAGCUACCUACAAUAAUAUUCCAAGUCCAAACCUACAUAGCAUUUAUAAACCAUCAAUGAAGGGAAAAGCAAAUGAACAAACAGGAAGUCUUAUCAUCCUGAUCAAACUAAGAUUAAUCAAAGCUACCUCAACUAGAAACAUAUAGCGGUAAGCCCCAGCUGAUGAUCACUUGCUUUCAAAUGAGCCUGCAAAGGCAGGCUCCACGGCUCUCAUGCACCUGGGGUGCACCUCGUACCCGCAUUCCAGACAUUGGGUAAGCCCAGCCAGACCCCGCUCAUCACAGUCACAGCAUAUAAAGGGCCCUCCUCCAGUGCCUUCAGUCAGAUACCAAACUAAGCUCAUGGCGAUGAUCCGCAUGGUACUCGGAUUUUGGUAAAUUUUUAGCUGCCUCCUCCAUUUCUUUCUCUAGCAACUCCAUUUUGGCAUCUGUGAAAGGGUAUGCGUUUUCCUUGUAAAGAUUUAAAAGACUUCUAGCUUUCUUGGUUACAGUUUUGCCAUCACGCCCUAUAAUUAUCAAAUAAGGAAAGGCUUGCACAUCGAGGUACUUUGCAAGACUUUUAAUAGUGGGGUCUUCAAAGGGUAGCGCUAGCCAUUGCAUGGUACCAAAGCAGGAGUCAAAUGAACAUUGAUGAUCACGAUCAUUUGACACAAAAGCUACUUCAAAAUCCUCACUACCUUUUUCUUCCAAAGUAAUUUGCUUUAUUUUCUGGUAGAUGGAUAUCAGCUUGGAAGUGAACUUAAUUAGAACAUAGAAAGCACCAUUGAGCUGAGAAGUAGAGUCCAACUGUCUUACAGAUAAAGGAAUCAACUAGCACCUGCAAAUGAAAUAACAAGAAUAGAGUAAUAGACUCGUUAAAUAAAUGAAGAUAAAUAAAAAAAACUUCAUUUUAGAAUAUCAUAUGCUUCAUGAUUAAAAAAAUUGGAAAAAUUGGUUUGGGUUUGUGUUGAGUAUCUUUUUCUCUCUUUCUUUUUCUUAGAGUCCAUUCUUCAUAUUUAUAAGGUGCAGUUCCUUGACGUACUAGAGACAACUAAGUGUCAAGCAUGGUCACAUGUUACCCCCUAGGGGUGACAGAUGUCUUGAGUGAUAAUCCCCAAAAAACUAAGUUGGUGAGCUGAAUGCAGGCGAACAGGGAGAGGGCGAGCUGAGUGGUGAGCUGAGAAGGAUAUGGCUAUUUAGGCGAUCCCUUAAGAGAGGAGGUGUAAAGUAAAGGGGGUCGGGUCAGACAUGGAUCUCCAGUUGGAUAGUGGCGUGCCCUAUAACAAUUUGUCCCCCUGCCUUGUUGAAGAAGAGUUAUAAAGUGACUCUUCUGAGACAGGCUUACGUGAGUGAAGCAUGUGAAUGAGGCUUACUACGUACGUUUUGGUGUAAAACUUGUUGCGUACAUUUUUCCGUACGAUAAUGAGGUACAGUUGUAAAAAAUGAUUCGGGCUUAUUUCUUAAGGAAAUGAACCGUUCUGAAAAAAAUUUAUUCCUUAAAUAACUUCUGCUUAGCCCUAUCUUACACUUAUCUUUCAAAGGAGCUGUCAGCAAGAAGGAACUCGUUGUUUAUAGGUAAAAGCCCUCGAAUUUUCUACUGUCGUUUCGAUUAUUUUAAGCAUGAUUGUUUAUCAUGGUUAGAGUCAGAAUAGGUUUGGGUGGAAGGGGCGGUGGCGUACUGGUCGUGGUAACCAGGCUCAUGGGUCUGAAUUUAUGGAUAAGGAUGGUAACCGUCAGGAGCGUUAUGAGGCCUGCGUACCUAUGGAAGCAAACGCCUACUUGUGCUCGACAAAACAGGACAAGAUGGUUUGUCAUCUCACGGUUCGGGGUUUUUAGUUGCCAAACUUCGCCUUUGAUUUUUCGAAUGUCCAGGGCACAAGGAGAUUGAGUGACAUAUAUAGAGGGAGGUUUCCUCUUGCCCUUGCACGUAUUGGAGGCAAAAUUCCACCUUCUUCUUCACCUUUGCUUUUGUAUUGUUCUUCAAGAGUAUAGGAUCACCCCAGGACAACUGGUUGGUUUCUCGUGGUGGAUUUUGGUUGCCUACUUUGUUGAUUGCUGCCUUCGGGGUGAACCUUUGCUGUUAUCCAUCUUUCAGCAUAUUUAUCAGUUAAAAGCUUUUACUCGAGGGAGCUCCCUAGGGUUGGUCUAUUUCAGCCAUUGAGAAGGGUCUGAAUCCAUCAUUUGCAAUUGGUCGUCAAAUCUUUGUAUCAACCAUUAUAAAUACAUACGGGUCAAAUUGGGAGCUAAAUAUGCACAUGCUAGCCAAAACUGAUGCCUAGGUCGCGACACCAAGACACUGAUGUCGCAACACCAAAAAAAGAAGCAAAAAGAAGAAUUGGAACGAAACUGCCUACUAUGUCGCGAAACACUUCCUGCUAUGUCGUGACACUGACCUAUGUUGCAACACGGCUUUUGCACGUUGAAAUAGUAGAUCUAGAGAAGAACUAGAGCGAAGCAUUAUAGAGCUACCAAGUAGAGACGAUAAAGAAUCUUCAAGAUUAUUUACUGAAGUUGAAUUAAACAUCUUGUUGCAUGCCCAGGUUAUUGUCGGGCCUUCCAAUGUUCAAUGCGUAGACUUCAAUGCUCUAAGUUACCUUACUGAUGCCAAGUUAGGUUUCAACAUUUUUUUCCCCUUUUGGAGCGGAAAGAGAAGAGUUUUCAGAACAUUGGAAAAAGUUAGAGAGACUUUUCCUAUCUGAUGAACUUGCUGAGGCAUGCAUUGUUCGCAUUGAAGAGGCAGUUGAGGGUGGGGGCAACGAAGAAGAAGACAUUGAAGUUGACAUGGAUGGUGUAGACCAAAACAACUAGCUUUAUAUAUGUUGACUUGUAUUUGAUGUGUUUUGGUUUGUAAUUUGAAUUGAAUUUUGUUAGAUUGAUAGAGCUCUAAUUUUGAAUCACUCAUUGUGGGUUUAUUUUAUUUUCUGUCAAUUUAUUAUUUGACAACGUUGAACUA
Gossypium raimondii (Peruvian cotton) is the source of this 4385-nucleotide messenger RNA. Its product is annotated as NEP1-interacting protein 2. Lineage: Eukaryota; Viridiplantae; Streptophyta; Magnoliopsida; Malvales; Malvaceae. The record is from RefSeq and is a predicted model, not a curated record. The transcript has 5 exons. Bases 110 to 700 code for a protein of 196 amino acids.